This is a messenger RNA of Spodoptera frugiperda (fall armyworm), 3959 nucleotides long. RefSeq names its product tumor susceptibility gene 101 protein (gene TSG101). The transcript has a single exon. The coding region runs from base 120 to 1331 and encodes 403 amino acids. Lineage: Eukaryota; Metazoa; Arthropoda; Insecta; Lepidoptera; Noctuidae. The record is from RefSeq and is a predicted model, not a curated record. Gene Ontology annotation, cellular component: ESCRT I complex. Gene Ontology annotation, molecular function: ubiquitin binding. Gene Ontology annotation, biological process: protein transport; protein modification process; endosome to lysosome transport.
AACUGUCUACUGUCUAUGAUGAUGUGAUUCUGUGAUUUUAUGAUUGAGGAUUUUCUUAGUAAUUUUCUUCAAUUAAUUGGUGAAUUUCGUUUAAUAUUUUAUAAAAUAUCUAUCAAAUCAUGGCUAACGACGAUGUAGUGCUAAAACAAUAUCUAUCUAAAUACAAACACCGCGACUAUACGGCUCGGGAAGUUGUUAAUUUGAUUCAAGCGUACAGAAGUUUGACCUAUCGUCUAGAAGCCUUUGUGUUCAACAACGGCGCUCGAAAAGACUUAUUAAACCUAGAAGGUACCAUUCCUGUGAACUAUAAAGGAGCCUACUACAACAUACCCGUUUGUAUCUGGCUAAUGGACACUCACCCGCAAAAUGCGCCGCUGUGUUUCGUCAAACCCACGUCAGACAUGUCUAUCAAAGUCUCAAAAUAUGUAGACAGCAAUGGAAAGGUGUACCUGCCCUAUCUACACGAGUGGACACAGAAUGGCUCCACCUUACAGAAGCUUAUUCAAUGUAUGAUCUCUGCCUUUGGAGAACUGCCACCAGUUUACUCGAAGCCCCGCAACGAAACUAGAGCGCCUUACCCAGUAAACUCUUUCAUGCCACAGCCUACCGGGUACCCAUUCCCGCAAGGAGCUCCUCAACCAGGAUAUCCCACACCAGCACCUUAUCCUACAACAUCAAAUUUGCCGUACCCGGGCUAUGGUGCACCAUAUCCUGGGUCUGUCAGUAGCAAUGGUUUGCCGUAUCCACCUUCUUCAUCAGCUACGCCUUAUCCUCCUGCAGCAGGCUACCCAGGCCCCAGUGUAACAGCAGAUGUAGCGGGUGGUACCAUCACAGAGGAACAUAUUAAAGCCUCACUAUUAUCUGCAGUAGAAGAUAAACUACGAAGGAGGCUGAAGGAACAGUCUCUACAGUCUCAGGCAGAAUUAGAAACUCUUAGAAGAACACAGCAGGAGCUACGUGAGGGCAAAGCCCGUCUUGAGGAGAUUCUUUCAAGGCUGCAAAGGGAGAGGGCUGAAUUAGACAAAAAUGUGACAAUCUUGCAAGAGAAGGAGAAAGAAUUGCACACUGCUAUUGAACGCCUGGAAGAACAAGAAGGCAUUGAUGUGGAUGAAGCUGUUGUGACCACUGCUCCUUUGUACUCACAGCUCCUGAAUGCUUUUGCUGAAGAAGCAACUUUGGAAGAUGCAAUCUAUUACAUGGGUGAGGCGCUGCGGAAGGAAGUUAUUGAUCUGGACACAUUCUUGAAGCAGGUCCGUACUCUAGCUCGUCGGCAGUUCACUCUGCGUGCCCUGAUGCACAAGUGUCGGCAGAAGGCUCAGUUGGCGUGCUAAUAGUGGCGUCGUUUCUGGCAAUGUUUCCUUAAGACUUUGCCAGAAAUGAAAUACUCUGUGAUUUGUUUGUAAUUGGUUAUGAGUCAUACUCGGAUGAUGUUACAUCAUUUUGUGGUGGACGGACUGUGUUGGUUGAGGCUAAUGCCUGCAAAACUGUUAACUUGUUAAAACUUCCUGUGUCUAUAUAUCUUUAUACAUAAAAUAUAACCAACUUGGCUUUGAACUCUGUAAAUGACAUGUAGUACAUGCUAUCACUUGUAAUUUUCUAUAUAGAGACCCCAUUCAAGAAGUGUAUCACCUUGUAAUGUUGGUGAAUAUAAAUAUCAUUGUAUCUUUAGUCUUUAAAUUGCAUAAUUUCUAUGACAAAACUAUGUUGAAGAAUAAAAUGUAAAUAUAAUAUCAAAAAAAGUAUUGUCUUUCAAAUCUAUUUUAUUAGAAUUUAGGCUAUACAUAUAAAAUGAAAAUUAUAGCACUGGUUAUAAAAAUUAUAGCUAAAUCCUCAUGGGUUGAGAGGUUUCAAGUUACUGCAGCUCAGAAUGAGGUCUUGGAUGAUCUUUAAGUCAAAAAAACAUCUUUGGGCUUCUUCAUAUUGGUUUAAAAAUAUUUCCAAUAGGCUGCUUGAUAUUACUAUGAGAUUAGUAACACAAAUGGAUUAGUGGGUAACAGUGCACACCGCAUAAUAUCUCUGUGCAUAUUAUGCUAUGUAAACAACAUAAUAAAAGCACUAUGUAGCAUCACAUUAUAUUUUUAUUAUAUUGCUAUAUCUUUUAAAGUCAGUGACUCAUUUAUAACUAGGAUUGAUAACAAACUCAUUCUCGUUGAAGUAUUUGAAGUGCAUUACAUAAAGUUCUAUUUUGCACAGAAUUUGCACUAUGUUUCUAGAGAAUAUGCAUUUACUAUGUAUUCUUAAAGUAGGUGACUAGCUAUCAUUAUGUAAACAGUUUGGGUUAUAUUAUCAUGUUAUCAAUAUCGUAAUUAGUAUAUUAAAAUAUUGUAAUGUAAUUAUUCAAAGCUUUAGACCCAUAUCCUAUUAUCUUAAUUAUUGGUAAUUAAGCUUCUCUUUAUUAAAGAUCGUUAUGGAAUUUGAAAAGCCAUAUUUGAGAAUAUGUUUUAACUCUUGUUACAUAGGACUUAGAAACUGGCAAAGAGUAAAUGAUGCAUUUAAUAUGCGUUUGUCUGACUCACACUUUAGAGAAUAAAGUGUAGUUAGUACUUGAUAAUGCUAUAUUAAAAAAAAUAACUAUAAUAUAAUAUAAUAGAUUAAUUAAAAGACCCGAAGGUGUAGGCAGAGGUGAACAUAUUAAAUGUAACAUUCACUUAUCACCAGUGGUGUUAUGAGUCCCGUGUAACAGGGGGUGUCUUGACUGUGAAAGAAAAAUAAAUUGUAAACAUUUGUAAAAUAGCUUGUAAGAUAGAAUGCGUAAUCUUUUUAGUGGAAGUUGGCAGUCUAGUUGUACUCUACUCUAAUCACGUUUCAACUAAAGAAAUAUAGCUUAGAUGUAACGAACUAUACUAUAGAUGUGAACAGGUAAAUAUUUGCUUAAACAUUUUAUUUACGUAUUUUUUAUCAACUGUAAACGUAAGGAAUCUCCUAAAGAUUCUAUCAGAAGUGGCAGUGCACAUCAAGCUGAAGAUUAACUUGGGUGCUUGACACACUUUAUAUAGGGUGAGUGGUAAGGUGCGUUGGGGUAAGAUCGGCGGAGGGGUAAGAACGUACAAAUCAAAUAUCUCACUUAUUUGGCAAUAUUUUUUAAUGCUGAUCACAUUGCGUGGCACGUCAUUAAGUCCCGCCUCACCCCGCGGUGACCACCACUCGCUCCGGUCAACACAGACGUGUACCCGCGCCGUUUUAGAAAAAACGCAAAUUUUAUAAAAUAUUUGUUUAUCCGGUCUUUCACCUACAUUUUUAUUUGCAUAUUUUAGCAAAAGUAUAGCUUAUUUUGACAUGUUUUUGCCUAAAUACUAAGUUUUGAGCAAUGAUAAUAUGAUAAAACUAAUCCAGAUUUGUCUACUACCUCUGUAGGCUGAAAUCCGGUGUUACCCAUGUCGGGUAAAGAUCGGGCAAAAAUAUCCCUAUUCGAAAAUGGGCAGUGAUUGUCAAACUUUUGUUACACAUGAUUUUAAUUUAAUUUUAAAUAAUUACUUAGGGGUGAUUUUCCAAUCUUCAGUUGCCACGUAAAUAAUCCCGAACCUCUUCGCGGGCCACUUCUUAUACAAAAGAAGCGCUGGAAUUAGCCAUGUAGCAAAUAAAUAAUAAAGAACUCACGUAUGCAGCCACUUCAAAAAUGCUUGUGGAUAAAUCUAAACUUUGAGAAACUCAAUUUCUUUGAAAUUUGGUAUGCGGGGUAAGAUCGGACAAAUUAAACGAAAAAAAAAGAAUCAUUUGGAACAUCUAUAUUUGUUGUAUUAGGUAAAUUUUUGUGAUGUCAUGUUAAAGUACAGGAAAGAUCGAAUACGUUCCUUUCAUACACCUUGUGCUCCUAGCACUAGAAAUUAUUUUAAAUUGUUGUCCGAACUUACCCCAUGACGGCCAAAUCGUCAUCACAUUAAAAAAAAAAUUGUCCUGAUUUUAUAGGCUUGCAGAGCAAAAAGUAUUAAGUAUUUAUAAAUAAAUUAAAUUUUAAAUUA